AUGAUUCUCAAGCGAACUGUGAAUGGAAUACGUCGUAUAGAUUCACAUCCUUCUGCGCCUUUAUAUGUCACUGGAUCGUCAGAUGGGUCAAUCAGAAUUUGGGAGUGGGGCGUAGGACAACCGACGUAUACAGCGCGUGUAGCCGGUCAGCAUGCCAAGGUCUCUAGAAUUUCUUUCUGCCACGGUGGUAAUAAGUUCGCGGCAGUCGAUGGGGACGGGAUGCUGAGCCUUUGGCAAAUCAAUCAUUCCACACAGCACAAAAAGCCUUACUUCAGUCAACGCUGUCACAAUAAGUCUGCAUCAGAUGUUCGUUUCCUUCCUCAGAGUUCGUCUGUCUUGAUAACAGCAGGAACGUCAUCUGGAGAAUUCAACCUGGCUCUAUGGGAUACUCUACUGCCUCCGACUCGUGCCCUUGUCCAUACAUGGGUUGCACACGCAGAAGGAGCUACGGCGGCAAUGUAUUUGCCUAGCCAGCAGGCAAUUGUUUCCGGCGGGCGACAUGGAGAACUGUGCUUAUGGGAUGUACGACAACGGCAGCUGCGCCUCACUGUGAAAGCGUUUGAUUGGCAUCAGACUGUGAAAUCAUUGGUCACCGAUUGUAAUCAGAGUCUUAUUGUGGCGGGAUCCAGCGACGGUGAUAUCAAGGUCCUCCUCUUUUGCGAAUUUAUCUUAAUAUUCAUGAGUACUAGCUUCACCAAAUUGAAGUUUGAAUUCGAAAAUUUGUGA
This is a messenger RNA of Haemonchus placei, 726 nucleotides long. Lineage: Eukaryota; Metazoa; Nematoda; Chromadorea; Rhabditida; Trichostrongylidae. The record is from the annotation of a GenBank genome assembly.